GGCAGCACAGUCCAUGAUGGCAACGAAAGAAAACGUAGCAUGUAAAGUUAAUCUGUUGGCUUGUUAAUUGGCUAACGUUAUAUCAACUCUUUUGACGGCAAAAAAUAUGGUGCCGGUUAUAGGAUUUCAUUUGUAGUUAUAAAAGGAAACAUUUGACUAUUUUCUUGCAUCGUUGGAAAUGGCAUCAAGCAACCCGUCUGUAUUUCUUCUGAUGAUCAACGGGCAAAUAGAGGGAGCCAAUUUUCCAGAGUACGACGACCUGUAUUGCAAGUUUUGUUUUGUGUAUGGUCACGACUGGGCUCCCACGUCGGGUUUGGAGGAGGGCAUCUCUCAGAUAACAUGCAAAAGCAGAGAAUCACAUAAGCUGAUCUGGAACUUCCCCCUGGAUAUCACCUUUAAGAGCACCAAUCCCUUUGGAUGGCCACAGAUUGUGGUGAGUGUCUAUGGUCCCGACGUCUUUGGAAAUGAUGUUGUCCGAGGUUAUGGUGCCACACAUAUCCCCUUCACCCCUGGAAAACACACAAGAACUAUACCGAUGUUUGUUCCAGAAUCCACAUCAAGACUUCAAAAGCUUACAAGCUGGCUUAUGGGAAGACGUCCUGAGUUCACGGACCCAAAAGUGGUAGCCCAAGGAGAAGGAAGAGAAGUAACGCGGGUGCGUUCUCAAGGCUUCGUCACGCUCCAGUUCAACAUCGUGACCAAGGACCUGAAGAAACUGGGCUACGACACCACCCCCGGAUCCUCCGAGGCGCCUCCAGUCACAGGCCUGUCUGGAACGGACCAGCCAUACACAUUGUGAUAGCCCUGCCUGACCAAGAGCAGCCUUACUGGCACCAAUUACGACAUUCGCACUAGCCGCUAAGCACCCAGAGGGGCAGCUCGAGUGCUUCCACAAUGUCUUAAAUCAUUUCAGCGAAUUAUAGGAACUUUGAUUUUUACUGUAGUACACUAGCAGUGUGUGUGCGUGUCUCACUGAAAUUGAUGAAGCAGAGGUUUGAGGUUUUUUUGUAUAUAUUUAUAUAUUAAAUUGUGGUUUGUAUUUCUUA
Messenger RNA from Sardina pilchardus (European sardine), 1046 nucleotides. It is a transcript of the gene b9d1, whose product is annotated as B9 protein domain 1. NCBI's taxonomy places the organism in Eukaryota, Metazoa, Chordata, Actinopteri, Clupeiformes, Clupeidae. Bases 179 to 799 code for a protein of 206 amino acids. Gene Ontology annotation, cellular component: MKS complex. The record is from RefSeq and is a predicted model, not a curated record. The transcript has 7 exons. Gene Ontology annotation, biological process: cilium assembly.